Molecule: messenger RNA, 2007 nt
Organism: Sinocyclocheilus grahami
Lineage: Eukaryota; Metazoa; Chordata; Actinopteri; Cypriniformes; Cyprinidae
Gene: cunh11orf24
Product: chromosome unknown C11orf24 homolog
Exons: 5
Coding region: 327-1637 (436 amino acids)
Source: RefSeq, a predicted model, not a curated record
GAAGUCCUGCAUUUCCUCUUGUCGCAACACUCGCGUGUCGUGUCUGUCGGCUAGCUGCUACUUAUAUAAACAACCCGAAUUAAAAUAUGAAACACUUGACAGGAGCGUGACAAUAACCACGCACUGCAUGAGGAAUGAGACGGUAUUCGUUUGGCUUACGCUUGUAAACUGCAGUAAAGAAAGGGUUUCGGAAACGCUGCUGUGUACAUGCAUACAAACUGACAUUUGUAUUGUGAAAGGACGCAUUGUGUUUGUUGCUCAGCCGGACCAUCCGUGAAUAAUCUGCUUCAUCUCUUAGUGUUGGGGAUGUGACCCUCUCUCACAUUAUGGUCUCAGCCACUCAUGUGAUCAUGACUGUCCAUCCCGUUCUGGUCCUGCUGCCCAUUCUGGGGCUCCUUGUGCUUCCAUGUGCACCCUUGCCAUUGGAGAAUGGCCUUAGGAUAGUGGCUAAUGUGACUGUGGAUGACCCAGGGGAAUGUGGCCUAAAUUAUUGUCCUGAAGGUGAAGUCUGUUGGAAGGCUAUUGUUAAUACAAAACGAUCUGUGUGUUUUCUGAUCAGCUGCCCGAAUAAUACCCAGAAUUUUUCUUGUGAAAAUGUCACAAAUUUCAACGACUUGUUAGUGGAACUUGGUGUGAUCACAAAUGACUCCAUCCAUGUGGGCAAAAAUCAGACUGAUAAAUCAGCGCUUCCCUAUCAGUCUGCUGGCACCAGCUCUUCAUCUAAUGGAUCACAACCUUUGCCAACCGAACCUAACGUCUCGAUCUCCAGGACUUCCACUACCACAGAUCCGGCCACAUUUACCAACCCAAACUUUGUUUUUGCAGACUCCAUCCAUGUGGGAAAAAGUCAGACUGAUAAAUCAGCGCUUCCCCAUCAGUCUGCUGGCACCAGCUCUUCACCUAAUGUAACAAAACCUUUGCCAACUGAACCUAACAUCUCGAUCUCCAUGACUUCCACUACCACAGAUCUGGCCACUUUACAAAUCAACUUUACAACUAUAACGACCACCAACCUGCAGACAACUCCAACAGAGAAAGCCGCCACAACUGAUGCAGUGGCAAAACCAGCGAUCACCGCAACCAUUCCGACAACACCAGCCGUGACGUCCACCACCACAACUACACCUAAACCAACCACAACCAGCCCUAAACCCUCUCCAACAUCUACCAGCACAACCACCACCACUACAACAGUUGCACAAACCAUAAUUCCAAAACAGUCGUCUUCACCGUCACCAUCAGGGGCCAAUAUGUCCGCCUGCAUCUCACCAUCAGUGCCUACAACACCUUCAUUCACUCCUUCCACAAAACUGAUCCAAACUUCUGCAGCAUCAUCAGAUCAGAAGAAGCCAUCACAGACCAUGUCAAAAACCUCAUUGAGCCCCUCAGUAGUGGUGUCUGCACUGCCUAAGGACAUUCCCAAAGGGGACCAAGUUAUGAUUGAGGUGGCCAGAGACCCUUUGACCAGCCACCUGUUGAACACAAGCUCCUUGUUGGCCGUUCUUCUGUUUGGCCUCCUCUUCUUCGUGGUCACAGUGGCACUGAUUCUCAAACAAGCAUACGAGAGUUACAAGCGGAAGGACUACACUCGGGUCGACUACCUCAUCAAUGGAAUGUACUCCGAUUCAGGGGUCUGACCGGGAUUGUGUGAUUUACAUUUCAGUAUAUUUCCAUUUUCAAAGGUUGGUAGCAGAUUGACAGAAGAUCCCUUGGUAGCACUCAAAUGCUCAAAAGCCCCGUACAACUUCAAGAUACGAGAAUCCAGCUGGUGCUCAAGUGAGUUGGUAUGAUGUGUAUCUUUUGUUUCUAUGCAGAUUUAGCUUCCACUUAAUUCUUGACACAUGGGGCUGAAGCCUUAGUAUUAACUUAGCCCUCAUCCUUCAUUCAACGAAUGUCAUUUAUAAGGGAUUCAUAGUGCAAUACAUGGAAAUGUUUUGUCUUAUCUGUCAUGUCCAGUGUUUCAUCUGCAGCUGAUGAGUUGGCUGCAAUAAUUGCCUUUUUUUGUAU